GCUGCGCGCGGCUCGGGGCGGCGGCGCUGGGCCGAGCGGACGCACGGACAGCGGACGGAGGGACGCGCGGGCCUGCAGACCGGGACGCGGCUGGGCGGUUUCACCCCAGCACCUGACAUGAGCGGGUACGCGGAGUUCCCCUCCAGACCCGCGGACCCCCCCAGGGGCCCCGCAGAGCCCAAGCCCAGCCAGGCCCUGCUCCAGGACGAUGUGGACAUGAGCAGCGGCUCCAGCGGAAACGAGACCAGUGAGAACUGCUCCACCGGGCGGGACUCGCGGGGCAGCGACUGUGACGACAGCGGGAAGGAGCUGGGGAUGCUGGUGGAGCCGCCGGGUGCCCACCAGAGUCCAAGUGCCUUCAGCCUGAUGAUGGCCAAGGCUGAGCACAACCCGUCCACAAGUGGCUGCAGUAGUGACCAGUCUGCCAAAGCAGACGCGCACAAGGAACUGAUACAGACGCUGAAGGAGCUGAAGGUCCACCUCCCUGCAGACAAGAAGGCCACAGGGAAGGCCAGCACGCUGGCAACCCUGAAGUACGCCCUGAAGAGCGUGAAGCAAGUGAAAGCUAAUGAAGAAUAUUACCAGCUGCUGAUGUCCAGUGAGGGCCACCCCUGCGGGCCGGAUGUGCCCUCCUACUCUGUGGAGGAGAUGGAGAGUGUGACCUCCGAGUACAUCGGCAAGAACGUGGAUAUGUUUGCUGUGGCUGUGUCCCUGGUGACUGGGAAAAUCCUGUACGUCUCUGACCAAGUCACGUCCAUAUUUCACUGUAAGAGAGACACCUUCGGCGACGCCAAGUUCGUGGAGUUCCUGGCGCCUCACGAUGUCAGCGUGUUCCACAGCUUCACCACGCCUUGCAAGCUCCCCUCGUGGGGCAUGUGCGGGAGAGCAGAUUCUUUUGCUCAAGAAUGCAUGGAGGAAAAAUCUUUCUUUUGCCGUGUCAGCGUUGGGAAGAACCACGAGAAUGAGAUUCGCUACCACCCAUUCCGCAUGACCCCUUACCUGGCCAAGGUGUGGGACCAGCAGGGUGCGGAGAGCCAGCUCUGCUGCCUCCUGCUGGCAGAGAGAGUGCACUCUGGCUAUGAAGCCCCUAGAAUUCCUCCUGAAAAGAGAAUUUUUACAACCACCCACACGCCGAAUUGUCUGUUCCAGGACAUAGACGAAAGGGCCGUGCCCCUCCUGGGCUACCUACCUCAGGACCUGAUCGAGACCCCUGUGCUCCUGCAGCUUCACCCCAGUGACAGGCCCCUGAUGCUGGCUGUCCACAAAAAGAUCCUGCAGUCCGGCGGGCAGCCUUUUGACUAUUCCCCCAUCCGGUUCCGUGCCCGGAACGGGGAGUACAUCACGCUGGACACCAGCUGGUCCAGCUUCGUCAACCCGUGGAGCAGGAAAAUCUCCUUCAUCAUCGGGAGACACAAAGUCAGGGUGGGCCCUUUGAACGAGGACGUGUUCACAGCCCACCCAGGUGCAGAGGAGAAGGCCCCCUACCCCAGCAUCCAGGAGCUCACGGAGCAGAUCCACCGGCUGCUGCUGCAGCCCGUCCCCCACAGCGGCUCCAGCGGCUACGGGAGUCUGGGCAGCAAUGGGUCCCACGAGCACCUCAUGAGCCAGACGUCCUCCAGCGACAGCAACGGCCACGAGGACUCUCGCCGCAGGAGAUCCGAAACUGGUAAAAGUGGCAGCAAGAACAAAACCAAAAGUCAUUAUUCUCAUGAACCUGUAGAGCAAAAGGAAAAGUCUGUUUCAGAAAUGCCAAGUAGUCCCCCAGCUCAGAUGAAAGCUGUGCCUGCCACAGAAAAGGACAGCUCAGGGGCCAGCGUCUCCAAGGCCGGCUCCCCCGAGGACCUGCCCUGCAAGAGCCAGCCCGCCUGCUCCUACCAGCAGAUCAGCUGCCUGGACAGCGUCAUCAGGUACUUGGAGAGCUGCAGUGAGGCCGCUACCCUGAAGCGGAAGUGCGAGUUCCCAGCAAACAUCCCAGCGCUGAGGUCCAGCGAUAAGCGAAAGGCCACGGUCAGCCCGGGGCUGCCCGCCAGAGAGGCAGCGUCGCCCUCCAAAGUGAACAGCCACGCGGAAGUUAGCACUCACCUAACCUCACUGACAUUGCCCCGCAAGGCCGAGAGCGUGGUGUCCCUCACCAGCCAGUGCAGCUACAGCAGCACCAUCGUUCACGUGGGGGACAAAAAGCCACAACCGGAGUUAGAGACGGUGGAAGAUGCCGUGAGCGGGCCUGAUUCCCUAGACUGCCUGGCAGCGCCCGCCCUGCCCUGCGGCCUCGGCCAGGAGAAGGACCCCUUCCGGAAGCUCGGCCUCACCAAGGAAGUGCUUGCAGCACACACCCAGAAGGAGGAGCAAAGCUUCUUGCAGAAGUUCAAAGAAAUAAGAAAACUCAAUAUUUUCCAAUCUCACUGCCAUUAUUACUUACAAGAAAGAUCCAAGGGGCAGCUGAGUGAAAGAACUGCCUCUGGACUAAGAAAUCCUUCUGGAAUAGAUUCAUCUUGGAAAAAAGCUGGAAAAAACAGAAAACUAAAGUCCAAACGGCUCAAGCCUCGAGACUCCUCCGAGAGCACUGGGUCUGGGGGUCCCAUGCCCCAGCGGCCGCCACUCGUAGGCCUGAAUGCCACUGCCUGGUCACCCUCGGACACGUCCCAGUCCAGCUGCCCCGCCAUGCCCUUUCCCGCCCCUGUGCCAGCUUAUUCCCUGCCCGUGUUUCCAGCGGCAGGGACCGUGGCGGCCCCACCUGUGGCUCCCCACGCCAGCUUCCCGAUGCCUACGGUGCCCGUGGACGCCCAGCACCAGUUUGCAGCCCAGCCCCCGCCCUUCCCUACACCCUUGGCCCCUGUCGUGGCAUUCGUGCUGCCCAGCUAUUCCUUCCCCCUGGUGCCCCCUAGCCCGCCACAGGCCUUCUUCCCCGGCCAUCCUCACUUCCCGGGCCACCCCACCCUUGUGUCCGAGAUGACGCCUGCCUCACAGCCCGAGCUGCCAGGCCAGACCUCGAUCCCCAGACAGCCAGACGCUUGUCCGGCCACCGCAGCCACCCCACCAUCGGCGGCGGGCCGGACCUCCCCGCCACUCUUCCAGUCCCGUGGCAGCUCACCCCUACAGCUCAACCUGCUGCAGCUGGAGGAGGCCCCCGAGGGUGGCGCUGGGGCAGUGGGGACAGCAGGAGCCACAGGGACAGCAGCUUCGGGGCCGGACUGCAAACCUGGCACUUCUCGGGACUGGCAGCCAAAGGCGUCUCCGACUCGCCGUGAGCCCUCAGACGCCCAGAACAGUGACGCCCUGUCCACAUCCAGUGACCUGCUGAACCUCUUGCUGAAUGAUGACCUCUGCUCGGCCUCAGGCUCGGCGCUGUCUGGGAGCGCGGCCUCUGCCACCUCGGAUUCGCUGGGCUCCAGCUCUCUGGGCCUCAACGCUUCCCGCGGUGGGGCAGGCAGCAGUGACACAAGUCAUACCAGCAAAUACUUUGGGAGCAUCGACUCUUCAGAGAAUAAUCACAAAGCGAGACUGAGCACAGGCAGAGAAAGUGAGCACUUCAUCACGUACGUCCUGCAGGACCCCAUCUGGCUGCUGAUGGCGGACGCGGACGACAGUGUCAUGAUGACGUACCAGCUGCCUUCCCGAAAUUUGGAAACGGUGUUGAAGGAGGACAGAGAGAAGCUGAAGCUCCUGCAGAAAUUCCAGCCCAGGUUCUCGGAGGCGGAGAGGCGGGAGCUGUGCGAGGUGCAUCCCUGGAUGCAGACGGGCAGCCUGCCCGCGGCCCUCGGCGUGGCGGAAUGUAUUUACUGUGAAAACGAGGAAAAGGGCAACAUUUGUGUACCAUAUGAGGAAGAUAUUCCUUCUCUGGGACAAAGCGAAGCGUCAGACACCAAAGAGGAGGAAAAUGGGCCCCCCUUGAGUCACAAGAACGAAGAACAGACAUAACCGCGCCCCCCCCAACAGCCAGUGAUCUACAUUAGAUGGUGCUUAGAAGAGAGAAAGAUCUUCACAUUUGUUUCUAAUGAAAUGGACACAUAUGUUGCUUUUUUGUUUUAGAAAAAAAACAUAGUUUUCUGAAGGGGUGACUUAAAACUGUGGAGGGUGGGGAAGGUUGGGGAAGAAAUACAAUUUUAUAUUUAAAAUAUAAAGAUGGAGUUUCAUGGGAUGGGGGAAGAGAUUUUAUUAAUAAUUGUUAUUUAACUUGAGAAAGACUGAAACACCUCUGUGUGAGUGUCAGGGAAGCCGUGUGGCUCUCAGAAGUCCUUCACCUGUGACGAGCCCUGUCCAGUGCCCCGCCGCCCCGGUGCUCCCAAGGCACCCUGCCAGGCUGCCACAAAGGCCCAGGACGCCAUGCCACGUGGGACUCCAGGCUGAGGACUCCGG
Molecule: messenger RNA, 4356 nt
Organism: Lemur catta (Ring-tailed lemur)
Lineage: Eukaryota; Metazoa; Chordata; Mammalia; Primates; Lemuridae
Gene: PER2
Product: period circadian regulator 2
Exons: 23
Coding region: 118-3918 (1266 amino acids)
Biological process (GO): negative regulation of transcription by RNA polymerase II; circadian regulation of gene expression; entrainment of circadian clock by photoperiod
Cellular component (GO): cytoplasm; nucleus
Molecular function (GO): transcription corepressor binding; transcription cis-regulatory region binding
Source: RefSeq, a predicted model, not a curated record